Molecule: messenger RNA, 1086 nt
Organism: Nematolebias whitei (Rio pearlfish)
Lineage: Eukaryota; Metazoa; Chordata; Actinopteri; Cyprinodontiformes; Rivulidae
Product: pro-cathepsin H-like
Exons: 12
Biological process (GO): immune response
Cellular component (GO): lysosome
Molecular function (GO): cysteine-type endopeptidase activity
Source: RefSeq, a predicted model, not a curated record
AAAUCACCUGACUCCAUCACAGCUUGUUUUAGUUUGCUGGGGGGAAGUAUGGCUCUUAGUGUGGUUGUUUUGUGGUUUAUUAACAUCGCUUUAUGCUUUGUUCGUUCAACUCCUUUAUUCUCACAAGAGGAAGAAUAUCAUUUUAAGCAGUGGGUGUCACAGCACAACAGACUUUACACCACUGAGGAUUACUACCAUCGACUCAGUAUAUUUACUGAGAACAAGAGGACGAUUGAUCGUCACAAUGCUGGGAAUAACUCCUUUACAAUGGGCCUGAACCAGUUCUCAGACCUGACGUUUGAGGAGUUCAAAAAAUUCUACCUUCAGACGCCGUCUCAGAGCUGUUCAGUCACUAAAGGGAAUCAUGUCUCCGGCACCGGACCACACCCAGAGUUUAUAGACUGGAGGGUGAAGGGCAACUUCAUCACUCCGGUGAAGAACCAGGGUUUCUGUGGAAGCUGUUGGGCUUUUUCAUCCACCGGCUGUCUGGAGUCAGUAAAUGCUAUUGCAACUGGAAAGCUAAUAUCUUUGUCUGAGCAGCAGCUGUUAGACUGUUCCAAACCCUUCAACAACUUUGGCUGCUUGGGGGGGCUCCCGAGCCAAUCCUUUGAGUAUAUUAAAUACAACAAAGGUCUUAUGACAGAGGAGGAUUAUCCUUACACAAGCUUUGUUGGGACCUGCAAAUUUGAACGUCAGCUCGCAGCUAGUUUUGUCCAAGAUGUGGUUAACAUAACCUGUAAUGAUGAAAAGGCCAUGGUGGACGCUGUGGCCCGACUCAACCCCAUUACCUUCAGUUUUGAUGUGACGUCUGACUUUAAGCACUAUAAAGAUGGUGUCUUCUCCAGCACUCAGUGUAAGAACACAGCAGACACUGUGAAUCAUGCAGUUCUAGCUGUGGGUUUUGGCAGUGAUGAUAAUGGCAAGCCAUAUUGGAUCGUGAAGAACUCUUGGGGAACAUCCUGGGGGCAAGACGGGUAUUUUUUGAUUGAGCGUGGAAAAAACAUGUGUGGAGUGGCUACAUGUUCUUCCUAUCCCCUACCAUUUGUUUGAAACAAGUGGGAACAAAACAUGCUGUGUUAGAUGUUG